AUGCCUGGAAUGAAAGAUUACAUAUCGACUGUUAAAGAUGGAAAACGAAGCCAAAAGCAGAAAAGGUUGCUUCUCUUCAAUCUCAUUGAUUUGCAUAAACAGUUUAGCGAGAAGUUUCCAUAUAUGUCGAUCUGUCUAGCAAAAUUCAGGCAGUUAAGACCUCGAGAAUGUAUUUUGGCUGAAGAGGAACGCAAACCCGACGAGGAUAUUAUUCUAAGCCUAGUAAAUAAUAAAUUAGAUAUAAAGUGCGUGAGUGAAGAAUUUAGAGAUAUUUAUCGUGUUGGGAAAAAGGUCACUGAAAAAAGUCGUCCUAUUGCAAUUGAACUAACGCAUUACAAAUUAAAGCUUAAUAUUCUCAAGGCUGCAAAUAAACUAAAAGACACCAAAAUCUUUGUCUCACAAGAUUAUACCCAGGAGGACUAUCAAAAAAACAAACUUCUCUACAAAUAUAAAAAACGAGCUUUGGCUGAAAAUAGUGAGGCAUACAUAAAAAAUAAUAAUCUUUUUAUUAAUGGUGAGAUAGUUACUUAUGAACAACUUUUGGAAAAAGAGAAUUUAAGUGAAGAGUUGGAAGAAAGUGAAGCAGAAGAAGUUGAGGUCUCAGCUGGGAAUUCCAAAAUAGUAAAUAACAAAAAUAGUAAACGGAAAGAAAACCCCUCAAUCGAAGAAGAAACCGACAACAAAAGUAAAAAACCAAAUAGGGGAAGGCCUGCUGCAAAAAAAUAA
Brassicogethes aeneus is the source of this 726-nucleotide messenger RNA. NCBI's taxonomy places the organism in Eukaryota, Metazoa, Arthropoda, Insecta, Coleoptera, Nitidulidae. The record is from the annotation of a GenBank genome assembly.